Molecule: messenger RNA, 2712 nt
Organism: Microplitis mediator
Lineage: Eukaryota; Metazoa; Arthropoda; Insecta; Hymenoptera; Braconidae
Product: U3 small nucleolar ribonucleoprotein protein MPP10
Exons: 4
Coding region: 199-2154 (651 amino acids)
Biological process (GO): rRNA processing
Cellular component (GO): small-subunit processome; Mpp10 complex; sno(s)RNA-containing ribonucleoprotein complex
Source: RefSeq, a predicted model, not a curated record
CAUGUAAAAUCAACAUCAGCUUAAGACUUUACUGCCAUCUGUCAACUAAAUCAUGAUUCAAAAAUAAAUUACAAAUCACACAGGCUUCUUUCCAUCUCGCUUGUUCAUUGGAUGACUAUUGAUGCUGUUGAUAAAUAAAUUUAAACACGUGGUUUGGUUAAAUUAUACAUGUUACUGCUAGAUAUAAAGUGAUUUAAAAUGAAUGAAAAUAAGAUUAUUAGACAAGUUCUCGCGACGAUCCAAACAAAUACUAAAAAACCAGAAAAAUUUUUAAGUGUACAAAAUGAUGCUGAGCUAGAAAUAAGAAAUUCACUUAAAAAUUUGUAUGACUUUACUAAAGCUGAAACAAAUAAUGUUAAAAAAAAUAACAGUAAUCAUAAUGCUCUGCCCGAGCUUAUUAUUGAAAAUGUUGACGAAGAACAUAUUUGGCAGCAAUUAGAAUUACAAAAUGAAUCAGUUAUUCCAGAUUUUAUAACAAAUAUAUCUCAUAUAGUUGCAAAAAAAAAUUUAUUUAAAUUACCAAUUACACAAGAAUCAGAAAAUCAACUUGAAGAUAACAACAAUGAUGAUGAUGAACAAGAAAAAGAAGAAGAUCAAGACGAAGAUGAAAAAGUUAAUGAUGAAAUGGAAUAUGAAGACGAAAUUGAUUCUGAUCGUGAAAUUGACAGUAAAUCAAAAACUAAAAAAAUGAAAUACAAACACAAAAAAUCAUCUAUUGUAGAUGAUAAAUUUUUUAAAUUAAAUCAACUUGAUGAGUUUCUUACUAAAGAAGAUAAAAAAGAAUUACAAAAUAAACCUGAUGAUUCAGAUGACUCGAGUGAAGAAUCUAUUGAUUUAUUUGAUAAUUAUUUAGAAAAUGAUGAUAAUGAUGACGACGAUGAUGAUGAUGAUGAUGAUAAUGAAGAUGGUAGAAUGCUCAAGUAUGCAGACUUUUUUGAUAGUCCUGAAAGUGCAGAUGAUGAUGAUGAUGUUGAAAAUGUUGCUCAAGAUGAAUUAGAUUCAGAUCAUGAUAACAAUGAUGAUAAUAUUGGAAAUAAAAAAAUAAAAAGAGUAAAAGACACUGAUGGUAAUAAUAAACGUGUUAAAUUUAAUUUAAUGAAUAACACAGAUUCUGAUUUCGAUAGUGUUGAUAAUGAUAAUAAUAAAUCAGAUGUUGAAGAAGAAGAAGAAGAAGAAACAAUGGAAACAAAAUCAUCAUUUGAAAAUCGUAAAGAACGAGUAGAUAAGAAAAUAAAAGAAUUGGAGACAGCAGCUAUUUCAAAGAAACCCUGGCAAUUGAGAGGUGAAGUAACGGCAACUAGUCGUCCACCAAAUUCAUUAUUAGAAGAAUAUCUUGAAUUUGAUGUAACAUCAAGACCAGCUCCAAUUAUGACAGAAACAACAAAUUUAAAACUUGAAGAAAUAAUAAAACAACGAAUUAAAGAUAAAGCUUGGGAUGAUGUUGAAAGAAAAAUAAAACCUAUUGAAACUCCGAUGGAAUAUAAAAAAAAAUUGGUUAUGGAUCAGGAAAAAAGUAAAAAGAGUUUAUCUGAAAUUUAUCAAGAUGCUUAUUUGAAGCAAAAACAAACACUCGAUCCUGACAAUCAAGAGAGAGAAGAAGAAGAAUCUAAAGAAUUUAAAGAAAUUCGUCAGGGUAUACAAUCCUUAAUUAAUAAACUUGAUGCAUUAUCUAACUAUCAUUGUACUCCAAAGCCGGCUCAACCAGAUAUUAAAAUUAUUAGUAAUUUACCUGCGAUAAAUAUGGAAGAAGUUGCUCCUGUGGCAACUGCAGAUGCUACUCUUUUGGCUCCUGAAGAAAUUCAAGUUAAAAAACGUGGAGAUCUCAUUGGUGAGUCAGAGCGUACUGAUACAGAUAAAAAUCGACAGCGAAGAAAGAAAAAGAAAGUUCAAAGAUUAAAACAAAAAGCAAUAGAAAACAAAGAAAAGAGUUUAAUAGAUAAUAAAAAACAAGGUAAAAUAGUUAAAGAUGUGCUUAUUAAAAAAUUGACAACAGAUCGUAAUAUUAGAACAGUUAGUUCGUCAAAUGUCAAAACUUCAAAAUCAUCCACCGAUUUCUUUGCAAAGUUGCAAGAAAAAUCUAAUGAAAAGUCAAUAAAUAAUAAAUUAGAUAAGAAAAAAAAUAACAAUUCAUCUGCGAUUAAAUACAAAUUGUAAAUAAAAAGUAUCAUUUUACAUAAAUAAAAUCUAAUUACUUAUUUUUUUCUCUUUUUAAUUAUAUUCAUUAUUUCAAGACAUACUAAUGUCUUAUAAUUAUUUUAAAUCAUAUAACAAAUUAUACACACAUUAGUUUUUAGUUUGAGAUAUUUUAAAUAAAAAAUAAGGAAAAGAAAAAAUGUAAUUACUUAUAGUGUACAAUGUGUUAAAAAAGAAUUUAAUGUCAUCUUAUAAUUAAAAAUUCUAAAACCAAAACAAAACGUUAGAAAUUAGUUUGUAAUAAAAACGCUAUAACGUUUUUGAUUGAUUUAAAUAUUACACAUUGUAAUUGUUGGGAUGAUGGUGGUGGUUUAAGGUAAAGAAAAGGAAAUAAUACUGCAAAAUGACUUGAAAAAAAUUACAACUCAUAUUCAUAACCCGUACAUUAGUGAAAAAAUUUUUUUUUUCUUUUCAAUUAAAUUUAAUUUUUGUUUUUACUAAUAUGAUAUGCUAGUUUGUCAUUUUUAUAUUAUCCGAAAAAUUGCUAAACAUGUACAAAUGCAACAAAUCACGCAUGAC